Molecule: messenger RNA, 1982 nt
Organism: Poecilia latipinna (sailfin molly)
Lineage: Eukaryota; Metazoa; Chordata; Actinopteri; Cyprinodontiformes; Poeciliidae
Exons: 3
Coding region: 234-854 (206 amino acids)
Biological process (GO): cell surface receptor signaling pathway; immune response; cellular response to lipopolysaccharide
Cellular component (GO): external side of plasma membrane
Source: RefSeq, a predicted model, not a curated record
CGGCUUGCCAUAGCCGCUUUGCUCCACCUUCUUCCGCAUGUUGUUCCAGUUCUCGACCUUUGAGACAUCGGUGAAUCUCUACGGCAGUUAUUUUAUUUAUUUGAGGCCCAAGAAACAAACAAUAUAAUAAAGUUUAGUGUUUUAAGUUAAACUUCUGGUAUUUUGUUAUUUUCUAUAAUCAUAUAGUCGCGGCAGUAGAAACGGGCCUACACUGUCAGACAGCCAACACGGAAAUGAGUUCGCAACCAAACAACUCGUUUCUCGUGAUCUUCAUCUUCAUCUUCAUCUUCAUCGCAUCUGCAGAUCAGACAAACAUCACAGCUCAACCUGGACAGGACGCGCGUCUGCCCUGCACAUCUCCCGAUAAUAAACCUGCUUUAUUUGUUGAGUGGAGGAGAACUGAUCUGAGAUCAGAAUAUGUUCUUCGGUACAGAAAUAAUAAGAUUAACACAGAAAACCAGCAUCCAUCGUUUAGGGACCGAGUGGAUCUGCUGGACCAACAGAUGAAGGAUGGAGACGUGUCUUUGGUUCUGAGGAACGUGACGACUGGCGACAGAGGAGCUUAUAAAUGUCGAGUCGUUCAGACAGACAGAAAGAUAGACACUGUCUUCACCAUAAACCUGGAUGUAGAAACAUCUCCAGGUGAACCUGGUGGAGGGAACAGAGACGGAUCAGGUCUGGUGGUUGGUGUGUCGGUUGGUCUAUUAGCUUUAGUUAUUAUUAUUAUUGCUGCUUCUGUUGCUGCAUGUUUCAUUCAUAAAAAAGAUAAAAGUCAAAACUCAAACCAGAGUUCUGAAAAACCACCUCAGUCUCAGCAGCCUUUAACGGAUCAGAACCAACCAGAUGAGCAGUGAAUCCAGUCUGACCUGCAGGAUGAUGGAUCCAGAACCUCAGCAGAUCCUUCAUCCAGAAUCACUGACUGACUUUCACCAAGCAGAGGAAACCCAAACUGUCAGCUGUUGGUCCUUCACCAGAACCAAACCAGGCCUGACAGAACCAGAACCGUUACAGAACCAGAACCGUUACAGAACCAGAACCGUUACAGAACCGAUCUAGAACCCGUCCAAACUGGACUGAAAGCUUCAUUAUUAUAGGAACUGAAUUAAACUGGGCUGCAGUUUAGCAUCAGGAUCAGUUUGUAACUUUUAGACGUUUCAUCUGGAAUUAAAAUGUUUUUAUUUCAUCUUUCUGUUACUGAACUGAGUUAAUGAUUAAGAUUUUAAUUGAUUUAUUUUAUUUCACUGAGAGAAUCUGCUACAUUAAACUCAGUCGUAUUCCUUAAAUUAUAAUAUUAUUGAAAAGUUCAUUUAUUUCAGUAACUCAAACAGAAAUAGAUUAAUCAGGUUGAUGUUUCUGAGCUUUUCUACCUAAUAGUGAUUUUAUUUUAUGCUUAGUGAAAACAAUGAAGAUUAAUAUUACAUAAGGCCACUAAAAAACCUUUUUAUGCAGAAAAGUGAAUUUACAAGAGAUACUUUUAAUCUGAGAAACAAUCUGAACGUAAAUUAUAACUUAUUAAAUCUGACUCAAUGUGUGUUUUACAUGUUUUCAGAAACUAAACUGUUUGUGUUAAAUGUUCCUCCUGAAAGUGUCUGAAUCAUUUUAUUUGUUACUUUUCAGAUAUUUAUGGUAUUAAUGCAGCAUUUCUCCAGUCCAACCAGAAACGUUUCACUGGUUUCACUGGUUCAGUGUCUGAUCCUGUUGCUGUUGCUUAAAGCUGCAUGUUUGUUGCUUAAUCCUCAGGUCAGUUUUCAUAUUAAUGUGUGGUUUAAUUUCUGUCUGAGAGAUAAUGUUCAUGUCAUGGAGUCAGAACAAUAAACUCAUAAAUUCACUGUUUUUAUUGUAAUAACUUGUAAAAUAACUCUGGGCUGAUUAUUGAAUCAUCUGAGGUCAGCAGGUCAACCAACAUGUUCAGAAAGCAGAAAUCAGAGCAGAUGAUGUUCAGCUCAUUCACAUCAAUCCUGUAUAUUAAAAAUCAUAAAACA